UGUAUUGUAGACUGGAAACACAAAAACUUAUUUUCUCUCUCCACUCAAAUCUUCUUCAAUUCUUUGAAAAUUUUAAGAAAUUGCUAUGUCUUGAUUGCUACCCAUGUAGUAACAUUUAAUUGGCCACAUCCCACAUGGUGUUAUUAUAACUCUAAGUAAGCACACAACUCAUUUGUGUGUAUUUUCUAGUCCUAGCUCAUGCAUAGGUAUUGCUGUUAGUCAGAGAAUAUAAAAAACAUAGAAUCAGAAGGUCAGGGAAUAGAAAUAAGGGAAUUUCAAUUAUUAUUAUCCAUUCUUUGGGAUUCUUGAAAAUGUUGACAGAGUAAACAAAUACUCUUCUAGUUUUCUCAAGAAUUGUAUUUAUAUACUUUUGAUGGAUUUGCUGGUAAUAAUUGUGUUGCCAUUGGCAAGUGGUGAAGAAAAUAUUUGGUGUUAAGAAGACAACAACACCAAUGUACACAACAACAAAUACAGAUAGAUUUAGAAGAAGAAACAAGAUUUCCAAAUUCUUCAAGAAUUAUGGCUUGUAGCUGUUUCAAGAUUUCCACUUUUGUUUGGUUUAUGUUCUCUGUUUGUCCUGUUUGGUCAUCACUGGAAAAUGAAAAAUUCAAUCAGACAUUUAAACCAUGGAAUAAUGAGUCUCAAAAGAUGAAGAUGAUUAUUAGAGCUCAUCUCAUGAAGAUCAAUAAGCCUUCUCUCAAGACAAUUCAGAGUCCUGAUGGAGAUGUUAUAGAUUGUGUGCUAUCUCAUCAACAACCAGCUUUUGAUCAUCCUGAGUUAAGGGGCAAGAAGCCUUUGGAUCCCCCAGAGAGGCCAAAUGAUCACAAGUCAAACUUGAUGGAAUUGGAAAACUUUCAGUCAUGGAGCAUGUCUGGUGAAACAUGUCCAGAAGGAACAAUUCCAAUUAGAAGAACAAGAGAACAUGACAUUCUUAGAGCCACUUCUCUUCAAACAUUUGGCAGAAAAAUCCAAAGACCAGUUCGAAGAGACAUGACCACAAGUAACGGCCAUGAGCAUGCAGUAGGGUAUGUAACUGGAGAUCAAUAUUAUGGAGCAAAAGCAAGUAUAAAUGUGUGGGCACCUCAAAUUGCCAACCAAUAUGAAUUCAGUUUAUCACAAAUGUGGGUUAUUUCUGGUUCUUUUGGUGAUGAUCUCAACACCAUUGAAGCUGGUUGGCAGGUUAGCCCAGAGAUAUAUGGAGACUAUUUUCCAAGAUUCUUUACCUAUUGGACCAGUGAUGCAUAUCAAACGACUGGAUGUUACAACUUGCUUUGUUCAGGAUUUGUCCAGACCAAUAAUAAAAUAGCUAUUGGGGCUGCAAUCUCUCCAACAUCCUCUUAUAAUGGAGGCCAAUAUGAUGUCAGCAUAUUGAUUUGGAAGGAUCCCAAGCAUGGGAACUGGUGGCUAGAGUUUGGAUCAGGAGUUCUUGUAGGAUAUUGGCCAUCAUUUUUAUUUUCACAUCUUAGAAAUUCAGCAAGUAUGAUACAAUUUGGUGGUGAAAUAGUGAACAGUAAUCCUUCUGGAUUUCACACAUCAACUCAAAUGGGAAGUGGUCAUUUUGCUGGUGAAGGAUUUGGAAAAGCUUCUUAUUUUCGAAAUUUGCAAGUAGUUGAUUCAGAUAAUAGCUUAGUACCUUUAUCAAAUCUCAAAGUUGUGGCUGAUCAUCCAAAUUGCUAUGAUAUUCAAGGAGGGAUUAAUUCUGUUUGGGGUAAUUAUUUUUACUAUGGAGGUCCUGGUAAAAACCAACGUUGUUCUUAAUUAAAACAAAUAGGUAUAUGUUUUUUUUUUUCCUUCUUUUUUACAGUUUUGGGGUGAUUGGUUCUUGAGCUUGCAAGCUUGGGUUAUUCUUUCUUUUGUAUUUUUGGGUCUAAAAAUUAUCCAUUAAUUAGUUAUACCACAUUUAAUUAAAGAGUUGUGAAAAUGAAAAAAGGAAAUAGUGAAUAUAAUAUGCUAUUGCUUUUCUGUGUU
Messenger RNA from Lycium ferocissimum, 1968 nucleotides. Its product is annotated as protein neprosin-like. Lineage: Eukaryota; Viridiplantae; Streptophyta; Magnoliopsida; Solanales; Solanaceae. The coding region runs from base 520 to 1758 and encodes 412 amino acids. The transcript has 7 exons. The record is from RefSeq and is a predicted model, not a curated record.